UUAUUGUGCGUCAUUUGUUGUCACCUGACCUCAGUUUGCUUCCUCUUUCUCUUGGACUGAUUCCUCCAGCGGGAGCGGAAUCUACCACCGUCUCAUCCGGACGAUCAGAGCUCAGCCAACAGCGCAGCGCCGAGAUGUUGGCCCUCAUUCACCGGCUCCUGGACUGGUUCAGGGCGCUCUUCUGGAAGGAAGAGAUGGAGCUGACGCUGGUGGGACUGCAGUACUCCGGAAAAACCACUUUUGUCAACGUGAUUGCUUCUGGUCAGUUCAAUGAAGACAUGAUCCCUACAGUCGGCUUCAACAUGAGGAAAGUCACAAAAGGCAACGUAACAAUAAAAAUUUGGGACAUAGGGGGACAGCCGCGGUUCAGGAGCAUGUGGGAGAGAUACUGCCGGGGCGUCAAUGCCAUAGUGUAUAUGGUUGAUGCUGCAGAUUGUGAAAAGGUCGAGGCCUCAAGAAACGAGCUACACAACUUGUUAGACAAACCACAGCUGCAGGGCAUUCCUGUACUUGUCCUUGGCAACAAAAGAGAUCUCCCCAGCGCACUAGAUGAGAAACAACUAAUCGAAAAGAUGAACCUGUCUGCCAUUCAAGACAGAGAGAUCUGCUGCUACUCCAUUUCAUGCAAAGAGAAAGACAAUAUAGAUAUCACAUUGCAGUGGUUGAUCCAGCAUUCAAAGUCUCGGAGAAGUUGAGAACAGACCCUCCGUCCUAGCUGUGAGUCCAGUCCUGCCCUCGUUCCAGCUCCCAGCUCAGCCCAGCGCUCUUCUGUCCGUCCGACCGACCGGCCGGUCCUUCCUGUGACCAGUGACACAAUCCCUCUCUGUUCAGUCUCUGUCUCGUUCAUUCCUUAUUACACACUGACUGUCAGUAAAGCAUCUUCACAAGUGGGCCUCAGACUCCACUCAAAUCAUACUCGAAUCAAAUCAAGGGAUAUGCUUUGAAUCAGUUUCGGGGUUAGUCUCUUUAUCCUGUGAAAUAAGAUUGUGUUAUUGUUUGGGGUUUUUCUUUUGGUCUGAUUUUUGUUAUUAUCUUGUAUCAUUAAUUGUAGGAACGCAUUUUACCAUAAAGAGUAGUUUUAA
This is a messenger RNA of Carassius carassius (crucian carp), 1082 nucleotides long. RefSeq names its product ADP-ribosylation factor-like protein 8B. Gene Ontology annotation, cellular component: lysosomal membrane. NCBI's taxonomy places the organism in Eukaryota, Metazoa, Chordata, Actinopteri, Cypriniformes, Cyprinidae. The transcript is spliced from 7 exons. Gene Ontology annotation, molecular function: GTP binding; GTPase activity. The record is from RefSeq and is a predicted model, not a curated record. Gene Ontology annotation, biological process: anterograde axonal transport; protein transport. Bases 135 to 695 code for a protein of 186 amino acids.